Molecule: messenger RNA, 2121 nt
Organism: Exophiala bonariae
Lineage: Eukaryota; Fungi; Ascomycota; Eurotiomycetes; Chaetothyriales; Herpotrichiellaceae
Exons: 2
Coding region: 1-2121 (706 amino acids)
Source: RefSeq, a predicted model, not a curated record
AUGCUUAAACUGUCCAAGUUGUUCAACACCACCAACAGAAGCGAUGCGCCCGCCGCUCACAAGUAUAACCUGAGCAUCGAUUCGUCCCACAAUGGACUCCUCAGCAAUGCUGAUUCUCCUCGGUCGCGGCUCGGCCAUAGACGACAAUUGAGUCUUUCGAGAUUACGAUCAAGGAAAACUUUCUGUACGGCUACCGUCUUCGUAAUAUUGCUGCUGGUGUUCGCCUUGUCACCCGUGUCGGUCGAUCAGCUUCGCGACCCUUUUCCUAGCCAGGCUCCGAAAGAUUCGGUCGGAGAUGCUGGGGAAAUAUUCCUGGACAAUGAAGAUGAUGGUGGCAUAAUCCCUCUUGGUCAGUCGAGGGACCGAAAUGGCAGGGAAUUCUUCUGGUGGGAGCAAUUUCCUCUACUUCGUGGACUAUAUCACGGUCGACAGACUAUCGUCCCAUUAGCACGAUAUGUUCCCGAGCAACAAAGCGAACCAUCCGACCUCUUUGAAGUAAAAGUAACUGGCGAUUUGGAGCUCGUCGUUUCACCCUCAGCUCUUGGGGAAAAUCUACUUCCGUGUUAUAUUGACAGUGAAAACGAGAUACUGCCUCCAAAACUAUCGACCUACCUUGGAUUACCUCAAGGACUGUCCGAUCCAUUAUUCGGUUCGCAGGAAGAAAUUGGGUUCAACACUGAAGUUUGCUACGACAGAGUCAAUCGACUUGCUCCAUACGGUCACGGCGUUUCGGAAGAAAAGGGCGGUCUUGGUGUUGAAAUUGAAGGUGAUCAAGAGGGGAUUGAGAAGGUCACCCCAAUUGAUUGGCGCAAAAUCAAGUGGAACUCCGCCCAGCAGCAAUGCUUGAAGACAAACGCUGAGCAAAUGAAGUCACGAACAGCAUUUGUUAUCCGGACCUGGAGCUCCUUCAAGUACUCGAAAUACGAUAUUAUCAUGCUUCGAGCGAUUAUAAGCGAGCUUGCUCUAGCUACUGGAGGUGAGUAUACAGUACAUUUCCUCAUUCACGUUCAAGACGACUCGCUACCUAUAUGGGCCUCGAAAGAAGUUUAUGAUCGGGUAUUAGAAGAAAGCUUGCCAGAGGAGUUUCGCGGAAUGGGCACACUAUGGUCUGUGGCACAGAUGAAGCUGAUCUACCCACCACCAUUUCCCGAAAGUGUCAUCAAUUUCUCGGGAGGAGAUGUGUAUGAGGCUUAUCGUUCCUUGCAUUUCCCAUUCCAAUACUUCGCUUCGAAACAUACCGAGUAUGACUAUUUUUGGCAUUGGGAGAUGGACAUCAGAGUCACAGGGCAUUAUCACGAGCUCUUGGAUCAGAUUUCUGGAUGGGCCAACAAACAGCCCAAAGAAUACGCUUGGGAAAAGUCGGCUAAAUUCUUUAUUCCAUCCCAGUAUAAUGGUUCCUAUGAAGAAUAUGCCGCUUCCAUCGUCAAGGAGACUGAGGCCCUCGGCCAAACACCAAUUGAAGGGCCGCAAAUGGACGAGAAAGAACUUCUACCAAUACCGAAGCAACAAAUCCCCCCAGGGUUUGAGGAAAUCACAGAUCUUAUCACCUUCAAUCCUCUCUUCGAUCCAUCCCGUACCCAAUGGGCGUUCCAGGGGGAUAUCACUGGUUAUGAAGUGGGUGCCGAUGGUGAAGGCCGACCGCCAACUCGUGCAUCUCUCAUCACUGCAUCUCGCUUGUCCCGCCGUCUCCUGCUGCUGAUGCAUCAAGAGACAUACCUGAAUAAGCACACAAUGUUCCCUGAAAUGUAUCCAGCCUCGAUUGCUCUCCAGUAUGGUCUCAAGGCUGUCUACGCGCCCCUCCCAGUCUAUUUUGAUCGUGACUGGCCUAGUGAGCAUGCAAACGAAAUCUUCAAUAAUGCCCCGGUUGGUGAAGAGGGCAAGGCUGCUGGGAUGGACCACGGCAAUGGUCGCUUCCACGGUGAUGGAGGCAGUGUCUUUGGUCCGGGUGAACAUGUUUUCCGUGGUGGAAGCUACUACUCAAAUGCUCUCUUCUCCGGCUACUUGUGGAGAAGAUGGCUUGGACGAGAAAACAAGAACGAUGAAAUUGCGUGGGAAUUAGGCGAGGGGAGAGGUCGAAUGUGCUUGCCUAUGAUGAUAUUGCACCCGAUAAAGUACGAAUGA